Gymnodraco acuticeps is the source of this 1096-nucleotide messenger RNA. RefSeq names its product cytochrome c oxidase subunit 4 isoform 2, mitochondrial. The transcript has 7 exons. The record is from RefSeq and is a predicted model, not a curated record. Bases 245 to 901 code for a protein of 218 amino acids. Gene Ontology annotation, biological process: mitochondrial electron transport, cytochrome c to oxygen. NCBI's taxonomy places the organism in Eukaryota, Metazoa, Chordata, Actinopteri, Perciformes, Bathydraconidae.
GCCCACUAGUUGCUUUCUGCUGAGUGUUGGUGGCGAUAAAAAGAGCAAAGAGGAGACGGGAGACGGCCUAAACCAAACUUUUUUCUGUCGUUGCACUUUGGCUGUUGCAUCUUCUAACCGUGCACUUUCACUCUCAAACGACAACCAACGACAGUUGAAAGGACAAGCGCAGAGCAACAUGAGGGAAGCUGCUACUUUGAUAGAAACUUCAAUCACAGUCUGAUAAACUCUCCAGAAUCAAUGCAUGAUGCUCCGUCUGACUGCAGGGCGCGUGGGAAGCCUGGUGGCGAGGCGCGCGGCUGUUGCCUUGACUACCAGCAGCGCAAGGAUGGCUAGCCAUGGUCACGUAUUCAGAGGGCCUAUGUACCAGAUCAGGAGGCCUCAGGCUGAAGUGACCUCAAACCAGCAGAUGGCACUGCCGCAUCACGAAAACAGUUUGGUUCCACACGUGUCUCUGUCCAUCCAUCCAGAGGUGUCAGAGGCAGUGGACAUGUCUAAGCCGAUGUACUGGGACCGUCGGGAAAUCCCCCUCCCUGAUAAACGCUACAAAGACAUCCUGACCCCUGCUGACAAGAGCCUGAAGGAGAAGGAGAAGGGACCCUGGGGCCAGCUGAGCAACGAGGAGAAGCUGGCCUUGUACCGGCUCUCCUUCUGUCAGACCUACCCAGAGAUGAACCAGUCGUCAUCAGAGUGGAAGACUGUGGUGGCCGGGGUGUUGUACUGCAUAGGCCUGACGGGCCUGGUGAUCAUUUGGCAGACAGCCUACGUGUCCCCUCCAGCCCCCAGGACCUUUGACGCUGAGUGGCAGGCCAAACAGGUGAAGAGGAUGUUGGACAUGAGGGUUAGCCCCAUCGAGGGCUUCGCUGCCCAGUGGGACUAUGAGAAGGGCCAGUGGAAGUAGAGAGAGCUGACCUCCAUGUGUUGAAGAUCUGAACGUGGCAUUGAUACAGUUAGAAACACUAGAAGGAUAGAGCAACUCCACAUUUCCUGUUGGCCCCGAUAGCUGUUGGUCAGGGGCCUCUUCUCGAACCACUGCAGCCUUGUAUCCGUCCUAUUGUGACCUUAUUAUAAUAAAAACAGUUCUGCCUCUGUAAAA